ACAUUAUUGCACAUUUGUUUUUUACCAUAAAGUUGAGGGACUUGAGUGAAAGUUACCAUAUAGUUUAGGGACAGCUAGCUAGGGCUUGCAAACCACAACCCGUACUAUCAUCGCAUUUGCAAAAAUACACGACCACUUCGCCGGAGCCGGUGACGAUUGAAAAAUGGGGGAGAAGAAGAAGAGUGCAACAAUUCUCAUAAGGCUGGUUUCUGCAGCAGGGACCGGCUUUUUCUACGUGAAGAAGAAGAAUCCGAGGAAGAUACAAACCAAGUUAGAGUUCAGAAAGUAUGAUCCGCGUGUCAAUCGUCAUGUUCUGUUCACUGAGGCCAAGAUGAAAUGAUCGCGAUACAAUCUAGAUACGAAAAGCAUUAAUCUUUUCUAGUUUUGUAUGAUCAUGAUGAACUAUGCUUCUGUCACUGUCUUUUUAUAGUAUGUAAGCCACUGAAUUAAAACAUUUAAUUUCAACACUUGUUUUAGUUGAGUAUUGAAUUGGAUAUGAGUCUUUUUGGUUA
Messenger RNA from Helianthus annuus (common sunflower), 512 nucleotides. Its product is annotated as 50S ribosomal protein L33-like. Gene Ontology annotation, cellular component: ribosome; large ribosomal subunit. The record is from RefSeq and is a predicted model, not a curated record. Bases 164 to 340 code for a protein of 58 amino acids. The transcript is spliced from 2 exons. Gene Ontology annotation, biological process: translation. Gene Ontology annotation, molecular function: structural constituent of ribosome. NCBI's taxonomy places the organism in Eukaryota, Viridiplantae, Streptophyta, Magnoliopsida, Asterales, Asteraceae.